UUCUGCAAUGUUGACAGUUUUCACUGAGAUGAUCAACUUCCUUCUUUUGGAAGUAUGUAUAUUCCAAACAACGUGUUGGGCAACUGUAGACUAUUACUCAGCUGGCACAAGCAGUCGGAAAAGACAUGCAUCCACAUGCAACAACAAAGAACAGGGAAGGUGUACUUCCCAUGACCACACCUCCUGAAACAAACAGGCGUGUUGAUAAGGCGGCUGCACAGCCUGCUGCUGGUCAUUGAAACCAAAGACAUCUGUUUGUGGAGCUAUGGACCAAAAAGUGAUGGUUAUUUCAGUGCUGGAGUGGGGUGCAGCCACCCCUCGAAACAAGGAGACUUUGAGAGGCCCUGCCCAGAGAGUUAUUAUACACCACACUGCUCUUGCAAACUGCAAGGACCAGAAGGACUGCAUGGACCAACUUGUCAGCAUUCAGAGAAUGCAUAUGAAAGAAAGGGCCUUCGACAACAUCGGAUAUAAUUUUCUUGUUGGAGGAGAUGGGACGGUGUACGAGGGCCGUGGCUGGGGCGUGGUAGGAGCACAUACUAAAGGCAACAAUCAUGACUCAUUGGGGAUCGCCUUCAUGGGAAAUUUCAACUAUGACACGCCAAGCAAAGAGGCAAUUUCGUCAGUCAGACAGCUGCUGGAGUCUGGAGUUUGCGAGGGCUUCUUACACCCACAGUUUGUCCUGUUUGGACACAGAGAUUUGGGCAACACAGAAUGUCCAGGACAGAAACUUUAUGCUGCACUACCACAACUUAGGAGAAGCACAUAAAGCUCCUCGCAGAUGUUGAUGGUUUCCAUGGAAAAUUCUCUCCUUACCUUUAGUUGCACACAAAACCUUCAUCAGUUUUUUGUUAAUCCCAGAUAUGGAAUUAACAAAAUGACAACAUGAAGAGGAACUUCAUUGUUUGAACACUAACUCUCCAAUCUUUUUUUCCUCUUUUUACAUUUUUUAUUUUAUCAUGGCUGUCUUAAUAAAUCAGGGAAGGUUUGUGUUGUAACGAGAAGAUUUUCUACAGGUUUCACACUCUGUCAGCAGAGGGAGCUGUCACAUGGACUCUAGUUGUGCAAAAGGCCUAAUCUACAAACUGACAGUGAAUACAUUUUGAUUUUAAAGCAGUUCUCACCUUUUAAUGUGAUGUCAUUCUUCCAUGUGCAAUAUUUAUAUGGAGUUCAAUACAUUUUACAAAUGAAUACUUGAUUGAUAUCAUUAUGAGUGGACCUUGGUGUAAACAUUUACAUUUAUUCAACCUGUUCUUACA
Molecule: messenger RNA, 1259 nt
Organism: Thunnus maccoyii (southern bluefin tuna)
Lineage: Eukaryota; Metazoa; Chordata; Actinopteri; Scombriformes; Scombridae
Gene: pglyrp5
Product: peptidoglycan recognition protein 5
Exons: 4
Coding region: 266-769 (167 amino acids)
Biological process (GO): peptidoglycan catabolic process; innate immune response
Molecular function (GO): peptidoglycan binding; N-acetylmuramoyl-L-alanine amidase activity; zinc ion binding
Source: RefSeq, a predicted model, not a curated record